GAACCUGAAAACAGAAGGACACGGACGGUGGGUCUCUGCUACCCCCCGGAGGUACAGGUAUUACACUGGAAUAUUACAACAAUAAUGGCUAAUGCGCUCUGUAGCAGAGCUAGAUUGGUGACUUAUCUCCCCGGGUUCUGUUCUCUGAUUAGGAGAGUUCAGAUUGGCCGAACUUUCUCUGCUGCUGGAUCCUCUGGUUCUGAUGAGCCUUUCGUAGCUGCUACUCCCCCCGAUAUACUUCCUAGAACAGUAUGGCCGGAUGAGGCAAUGGGACCCUUUGGACCUCAAGACCAAAGAUUUCAGCUUCCUGGUAAUGUAGGGUUUGAUGCACAUGUGAAUGGAGUAGACGCUCAAAGAAGAGUUCCAGGUCAUAGAAAUCUACCUGAUCUUUUGUCUGAGCCUGCACCCAGUGAAAGACACGAGUUCGUAAUGGCACAGUUUGUAAAUGAGUUCCAGGGUAACGAAGCUUCACCUCAACAGCAACAAAUAAACAGCAUGGACUCAUAUUUUGAGCAAGCUAAGGUAGAAUGUGCUAUGCAGUCUUGCCCAGAGCUGCUUAAAAAAGAUUUUGCAUCAAUGUUUCCAGAGAUCCCAAGCAAUAAUCUUAUGGUAAUGACUGUAACCCAAAAAACGGCAAACGAUAUGACCACCUGGAGCCAAGAAGUGGAGAACGAGAGGGAGCUUUUAUUAGAAAAGUUCAUAAAUGGUGCCAAAGAAAUCUGCUAUGCUUUGAGGGCAGAAGGGUAUUGGGCAGACUUUAUCGACCCAUCAUCAGGACUGGCAUAUUUUGGACCUUACACUAAUAAUACACUCUUUGAGACUGAUGAACGUUAUCGUCACCUUGGAUUCAGAGUUGAGGACCUUGGAUGCUGUAAAGUGAUUCGCCACCAGGUCUGGGGUACACAUGUCGUGGUAGGAAGUAUAUUCACCAAUGCUCCUUCGGAUAGUCCUGUUAUGAAGAAGUUGUGUGAAAGCUAAAUGUGCAUUUCCUCAAGGUCGUGUUGGACAUCACCUGCCUCUAUACUUGAUUAUUAAUCUCAUUGUCUUUUAAAGAAGGACACUACGAGAAUGAAACGUGCGUUGAUGUAUAAAGAUGAUGUAAACUACACCUAUUUAUAAUAAAACAGGAAAUCCUCCAUAUACAUUUUAUUUAAUUCAGGAGCUGUGAAAGGUCAUAUUCUACCAAAAAUGCAUUCAUUAUUGGAAUUACCAGGGUGUGUUCGUGGUUUUUAAGAGAUGUGGGGAAGGUUAUUCGUUUUAAAAUAAAAUAAAAACCUUUUCCAAUUUAA
Pelobates fuscus (common spadefoot toad) is the source of this 1289-nucleotide messenger RNA. It is a transcript of the gene MMADHC, whose product is annotated as metabolism of cobalamin associated D. Bases 85 to 978 code for a protein of 297 amino acids. Gene Ontology annotation, biological process: cobalamin metabolic process. The transcript has 8 exons. The record is from RefSeq and is a predicted model, not a curated record. Gene Ontology annotation, cellular component: mitochondrion. Lineage: Eukaryota; Metazoa; Chordata; Amphibia; Anura; Pelobatidae.